Caenorhabditis remanei is the source of this 2355-nucleotide messenger RNA. RefSeq lists its product as uncharacterized. The coding region runs from base 1 to 2355 and encodes 784 amino acids. Gene Ontology annotation, molecular function: protein binding. The record is from RefSeq and is a predicted model, not a curated record. The transcript is spliced from 8 exons. Lineage: Eukaryota; Metazoa; Nematoda; Chromadorea; Rhabditida; Rhabditidae.
AUGGCUUCGAAAUUCCCAUUGUUCCUGCUCCCAGUGAUAGCAUGGAUUCAAGUUCUAAAAUUGAUGACUCCAUUCGAAAUAAUAUCUUUGUCGCAAUGCAGCAAACGGAGUAAAAUAAUCUGUAAGUCACUCCGGACCCAACGGAAAUGUAAGGAGAAGGCAGUUAGAUUUCAGCUGAAGUUUUCAACGAUAAGAGAACUUCAGUUAGAAUUCAACUACUAUCCAAACAUUCAAUGGGUUUUCCCAUUGCUUCGGAGGAAUGAGAAGAACGGUGUAGCCGUCUCAAGAAUCACCGAAGAUGUGUUUGUACCUAAUUGGAUGCCAACAGAAGAGCCUGCUAUUAAUUCUAGCGAAAAUGGCACAAUGACAAAGAAAUAUCUGAGAUUAUACACAUCGAAGAAGUUUCAAUGGUUGAAUUUGAAACAGUUCAUCCAUUAUUUGUCUGAUAUAUUCCACGUGGAACUCACUGAUCUGGAACUUCACUUCCAGGAGUACACACGAAAAGAAAACAAGAAGAUAAUUGAUUUGUAUUGUCGUGGAGGAAACAAGAAAUGUGUGAAUAGAUUGAAUCUGGUUGGAAAGACAGUGAACACACUGGAAGAUGAUGAACUGAUCAGCAUCAUUCUUCGUCGUCAAGAGACAUUGAAAGAAUUGAAGCUCGACUUGAAGCCAUCGUAUCUGUUCUUGUAUCUCAGUGACUCCUGUCUCUUCAAAAUUCCAGACCUAUUACACAUUCGAAACUCCGAAUGGAUGAGUUGCAAACGAAUUUUAAGCGAUUGCAAUUCGUUUGCCAUCUGUAUGUUGGAUUCAAUCUUUACAACCAAGGAUUUGACAAAACUUAUGGUCGACUGGAGUUGGGGAAUAGAUCCAAAAUGGUCAUUGGCAAUGAUCGGAUGUGAUUUCGUGGAUAUCGAUGAAUGUUUUCAUCACGGAGAACUACUGGGAAGUGAUCCAAAACUUCAAGUGCAAAGAUCAGAAGAAACGACUGUGAGUUCAAAUGGAUGGACACGGAGAGUCAAGUACUUGCUUGAACGGCCCAAUAACGAUAUUGGAGAGUUUAUUGUAGAGAACAACAUGUUCCUAUACAUCCCGCCAGUCCGUCAAUUCAACACCGAAUGCGACAAAAACAUUAUGAAAUUUUUAUCGAUGAAGUCAGAAGAGGACACGACUCCCGUAUCGGACAUUGAUUUUGCACAGGAAUUCAAAGAGGUCACCGGAUCACAGAAGUCGUAUCAGACGUUGAGAGAGAGAUAUACUCUCGUGAAGAGACAAAUCUAUUUAUCGAAUGAAUACGACGAGCCGAGUCGAAUCAGAAUGUUAUAUGUGUCGGGUACGAAGUUACACGCGAGUAUUUUGAAUGAACUCCGUAAAAAUGCAUUCGUGGAAGUGGACGAUAAACAACGAAUAACAUAUUACAAAUCACAUGAUGGAAGUCUCGAAUUGGGUGGAGAAACAGAUGGAAACGAUGAAUAUCGAGUGAAAACGGUGAAACAAGAAGUAGUCGAUGAUAAUCCGAGAUGCUCGAAGAGAAGACGGAUAUCCAAACCGUGCUACAACCAGGAAGACGAUGACUUUGAUAAUGACACAUUGUACCAAUCGGACGACGAUGAAGACGAAAGUAAUAAGAGAUAUGAAGUCAAGAAUUGGGUCAACUCGAUAUCGACUCCAGCCAUCGGCACAGUCAAAACAGAGACAAGAUUCUCUGAACCCCCAACGUCGACGACUAUGACUCCACGACGCAUGAGAAUCGACGGAGGAGAGAUUCCAUUUUAUGAGGGACAGGGACCACUUGUACCAUCUCAGAUGACUCCAACUCAUCAUGGAAUGACAAGAUCUGAUGAACAAGAAUAUCGAAGAAUCUAUCAGUCGGAUCCACGUGAAUUUUCUGGAUUGAAGAAGUUUAUUGGAGGAGAGAAUCAGACGAAAGUUGGCGAAUCGUCGCGUCGUGUGAAUCCAAAUCCAGAAGUCGUUCAAGCGAAGAAGUACUUGGAAUGGCUUCGUAUGUUUUUGAUUUCGAUGGAUUCGCCAGCGGCGUUGAAAGAGAUUCAGAAGAAGGUGGAGGUCGCGUUGAAGGCGUGUGCGGAGGAAAAGAUUCUUCCCCUCACCAACAUCAUCUCAACUCUCCGUACGGGUGUCCAUAUCAUCACGAAACCAAUCGAAUCGACUGUUCCAUCCACAAGUGUCAAAGACUUUCUCCUCAAUCUUCAUACAACUCUUCUCACUUUAUCCUCUCCCAUUAUUUCCGCAUUUCAACACGAAAUCAAAACCGCCCGUGUCUCAUUCGGUGAUCAGGAUAAGCAAUUCCCAAUCGAUAGUAUUCGUCCGAUUCUCGAAACUUUACUUUUGUUGGCAUGA